Messenger RNA from Zonotrichia leucophrys gambelii, 1685 nucleotides. It is a transcript of the gene C4H2orf81, whose product is annotated as chromosome 4 C2orf81 homolog. Bases 121 to 1665 code for a protein of 514 amino acids. The transcript is spliced from 6 exons. The record is from RefSeq and is a predicted model, not a curated record. NCBI's taxonomy places the organism in Eukaryota, Metazoa, Chordata, Aves, Passeriformes, Passerellidae.
CGCUCCCGCCGGUACGGCCUGCGGGCACGGCGACGCGUCGCGGCGUGAUGACGUACAGGCAACCGGCGCACGGUGAUUACGUCACGUUGCCGUGGAGCCCAGGACGCCAAAGGGGCGGAGAUGGCGGAGAAGGGCAAAUCCCGCGGCGCCGGGGCCCGAUCGAAGCAGGACAAGCCCCGGGCGCGGCCGUCCCGGCGGGGCUCCCCGCGGGGCUCGGGGCGCGCCUCGCCGCAGCCCAGCCCGUCCCCGGAGCCUCCGGAGCCGCUGGACGUGGAGCAGCUCCUGGAUGAGCUCCUGCAGCGCGUCCUGGCCGAGGUGGCGCUGGCGUCCGUGGCUCGGCAGCGGGUGCCGUUCGCGGUGGCGCGGGCGCGGGAUGCCAUCCUGUUCGUGGCCGAGUGGCGCUUCCUGGUGCGCGAUGACAAAGUCCCCGAGCCCCAGGGGGACCCGGAGCCCGAGCGGGACGGGGUCUGGAAGGAGGACGAGGAGCCCCCGGCCGGGAUCUGGGACUCGUGGACACCGGGCGUUGUCGCCGUCGCCGAGGCCUCUCCGCCCUUGGAAGAGCUCUCGUCCGAGGAGCUCUCCGAGGAAGACGAGGCUCAAAGUCCGCCCGUGGGUCCCGGUGAGGCUCCCGGCGCUGCUCCCGCCGUGGAUUCCCCUCGGCCCCGCGGUCCGGUCCCGUCCGGGGCUCUCCCGGUGACAGCCAAAGGUCCCGUCGGUCGCGACACCGUCGUGGGUGUCCCUCUGUCCCCGGGCCAGUCCCGCUCCGCCGCCGCUCCGGUUCAGCCUCCCGGUCCGCGCCCGCCGCCGCGCCCGAAGCCGCCCAGCGCUCCGCAGCCCCGCGAGCGCGGCCGCCGCCGCUCCCGGUCCCCCGGGAGGCGCCGCCAACCCUGCCGGCCCCCGCAGCCCCGGGCGGCCCCGCCGGUCGCUCCCCCACGCCCGGUUCCCCGGCCGGUCGCGCCUCCUCCCCCGGUUCCUCCGCCGGCUGCACCCCCGGAACCCGCAGCACCGGCAGCACCGGAGCCCCGCGAGCAAGAGGCAGCACCGCCACCAUCAUCAUCCUCCCGCUCCAGCGCGGCGUCCGUCCCCCAGCGGCGUCCCUCCCGCAGCCCCGGCGUGCCCCGGCUCGGUGCCCGGCGCGGCGCCUCCCGCUGGGUGCUGCCCGAGGUCAAGGUGCUGGACGUGAGCACCGAGGCCGAGCGGCCGCGCUUGGGAGCGUCCCGGAGCCGGUUACCGGUGCCGGGAUCCCUUGUGCAGGUGAUCCCGGGCACGGCCCGCGCCGCCAGGGCCGAGCCGCAGCUUUGCGACCCCUGGCUGGCCUCGGUGCGCCUGGCCCCCGGUGUCACCGUGCGCUGGGGACACUGCGAGCGCCGCGGGCCGGCCCUGGCGGGGCACGCCGGGGACGAGCACGGCGACGAGGCGCUGAGGAGGGCGGAGAAGGACCUGAAGCCCAUCCUGCCCUACCCGGAGUGCCGGCUCUCGGAGUACGGAGAGGCGGAGGAGUGGCAGGACAGGCCGCUGGAAACGGAGCGGCUCCCGGGGCCGCGCCUCCCGGCGCCCGGCCCCGCUCUGGGGGGGUCCGUGUCCCCUCGAGUGUCGCCGGUGCAGUGGCUGGAACAGACCUCGGGGGACCCUCCCGGAGAUCGGGGAUCUUUUUCUCAGAAGUAAAUAAAAAAACACUAAAAUGA